This is a messenger RNA of Mytilinidion resinicola, 1072 nucleotides long. RefSeq lists its product as uncharacterized. The transcript has 2 exons. The coding region runs from base 1 to 678 and encodes 225 amino acids. NCBI's taxonomy places the organism in Eukaryota, Fungi, Ascomycota, Dothideomycetes, Mytilinidiales, Mytilinidiaceae. The record is from RefSeq and is a predicted model, not a curated record.
AUGCCUCGAAUUUUGACGGUAGUGUCUGAUGAAAGCGAGUCACUGGAGAGAUUCGUAGGUAGGGAACGCGAAGCAGUGCAGUUGAAGAGCCGGAGGCCAAGGACUCAGGUUGCCACUACUAGCGUGUCAGUGGCGUUACAUCCUUCCAUAUCCGUAACAAGGGGGAACAGGGGAGUAGGGGCCCCCCCCCCCCCCCCUUUCAUAGGCUAUAUAUACGGGCCUUAUGCCUCUUCAAAUCAACACAGAACUGCUUCUUCACAACCUGAGACAAGGGCUGAUACGACCGGGGAGCUGGAAGCAGAUCGGGGUGUGCACGCCCUCGACGCACUCAGUGGCCAUGCCGCUAUUUUCAGAGACGAGACAGCCGGAAGCAACUUGGACCGAGAACAUUUGAAUAUGAUUGAUAAUCGAGCAUCUCGCCAUUACCAUACCACGUUACCGCGAAGAGAGGGAGAUACGGUGCCAACCAGUUCUUCUUUCCAGUACGACCGCGCGCAUGAGCAUAUCAUCGAGACUCGGACUGGCGAUGUGACACCACCACCGCCUAGACCUAAACGAACGUAUCGAAUGUCCCGACAUAGGCGGGUCAAGAAAGGGUCGUUAAGGACGGGGGUGUCUGAGUCCCCUUUCGACCAGCCAAACUCGACAAAUUACUCGAGAAUAUCAGAACCGCUUUAGCGGGAAUCUCGACGAUCACGCGCAAGCCGAAUCGAUUAGCUCAGAUGAGCUUAGUAACGAGAGUGAAGCAUCUUUAACGUAGUCGGCAAGCUAGUGGGCCAUGCAAGCUAGUGGGCCACCCAAUUUUUGGUGCGAUUUAGACCUUUUAGCACCCCAGCAAUCUCAACAACUACGAGAUAUAAAGUAUAGCUUUAAGAUUGCAUAUACUAUCUAGCUCAUUUUAAUAGCUAAGAGAAUGUUUGGAGCAGUAUAGCAGCGUAAUCCUAUUAUAUUGUAGGUAUUACUUGAUUUUAGGGGCCAAAACUAGGCAAUAUUUUACUGCGGCUAAACAGGGCUAUUAAGAGAUCUAAAAAAUUAACAGAUGAUAUUAAAAUAACCACGGAUAUCAUUAUCC